UUGUGAAAGGUGCGAAGCCAGAGACCGGAAGCUGUGAGCAUGUGUCCUCUGGAUUUUGUUUGUGCCUGCUAGUUAAUGUGAACUGUGAAGCUUACACUCCAAAAUGAACAGCUGUAGAAGAAUAGCCUGUAGUGACUGGACGUCCGGCCUGAACACCGCCUUCUCUCGGGUCAGAUGGAGACGGAGCAGCGCCGCUAGAGAGGCUCCAGCUCCAGGCUCAGACCCAGCAGAGAAGCCCCGGCUGAGGGCGAUCGACCUGGCUCGGAAGGUCCAGCAGGAGAGGACAAAGACGAAGCCUCCACCGGCCGAGGAGGCGGCUCCUCUGAGCGGCCAGCAGAAGAGGGUGAUGGAGCUGAAGCGGUUCAGUCUGCAGCUGCAACAUGUUCACCCCAACGUGCUGGCCAAGCACCUCCACAGAGGCGUGCUGUACCAGGACAAGGAUAUAGUGGUCAUCAACAAACCUUAUGGUGUUCCUGUCAGAGAUGACGGAGGGGUCACAUCCAUCGCCUCUGUGCUUCCUGUUCUCUCCAAAAUGAUGGAUGGGAUGAAGAUCAAGUCUGACUCUCAGCUGCUCCCCUGUCUGAAGCUGGAGAAGGAAACACCAGGAGCUCUCCUGCUGGCCAGGAGUGAAGACAUAGCGGCGCACAUAGUCAACCUUUUAAGAGAUAACGACGUGCAGAGAAAGUACUGGGUCGUCACAGUCGGUGUACCGGUUCCAUCUGAAGGAGUGAUUGACAUUCCCAUCAUAGAGAAAGAGGUCACAGGCUCUCGGCCUCACUACAAGAUGGCACUCAGUCCUCUCUUCAAAAUGAAUGAGGAAGGCGACGGCGUGACCAAAGUCCGCGCCCAUCGGCAAGCCUAUCCUGCUGUGACCAAGUACAGAGUCCUGGACAGCAGCAGUGGUUGCAGCCUCGUUGAGCUCGAGCCUUUUACUGGAGUGAAGCACCAGAUGAGGGUCCACAUGGCACUUGCUCUGACAUGCCCCAUUCUUGGUGACCAUAAAUAUUCCAACUGGAACAAACUGGCCCCCCAGAAAUUACCAGAACGUGUGCUGGGAAAGCUUGGACUGGAACAGAGCAAGAUCCGGUAUCUUCCUCUUCAUGUUCUCGCUCGACAGCUGACACUGCCAGGAACCAAUGGAGCCGACAUCAGUGUGUUCUGUCCCCUACCGAAAUACUUCACACAAACGUUGAAUCGACUGCGGUUAACGCUUCCUGAAAAGGACCAUAAAUAACCACCUCAGCAAUCCAAGGGAUGUCUAAAUGUGGUUUGCAUCGGUUGUGAAAGAUUUCAGACUGCAACGUGGGUGAAAAGUGUAUCAUGUGUACCAUUCAAGUUAAAUGGAAAAUAAAAAUAUACUGUAUGAUGACGGGCUAUAGAGUGCUACAGGAAUGAGUCCUAAAACCCAGAAAUUAGUUAACAUUUUUGUACUUCCGGUUCCAUCGUCUCAAAGUCAAUGGAUUUUUUGAAUGGGUUUUUGUUCUACAACAUAAAAUUCGUCAAUAAAUACCCCACUAGUGAA
Sebastes umbrosus (honeycomb rockfish) is the source of this 1522-nucleotide messenger RNA. It is a transcript of the gene rpusd4, whose product is annotated as RNA pseudouridine synthase D4. Bases 104 to 1234 code for a protein of 376 amino acids. Gene Ontology annotation, molecular function: pseudouridine synthase activity; RNA binding. Gene Ontology annotation, biological process: pseudouridine synthesis. The record is from RefSeq and is a predicted model, not a curated record. The transcript is spliced from 6 exons. Lineage: Eukaryota; Metazoa; Chordata; Actinopteri; Perciformes; Sebastidae.